Molecule: messenger RNA, 2074 nt
Organism: Botrytis sinoallii
Lineage: Eukaryota; Fungi; Ascomycota; Leotiomycetes; Helotiales; Sclerotiniaceae
Exons: 4
Coding region: 204-1850 (548 amino acids)
Biological process (GO): carboxylic acid metabolic process
Molecular function (GO): isocitrate lyase activity
Source: RefSeq, a predicted model, not a curated record
GUGUUGACAUUGUUUACUUUAUAAAUCUUGGAAUUUGAAAGAUUGAUUACUAGUCCAAUACUCUACAUUCCUAAAGAUACAUAGGAUUCUUUACUUCUUACAUUCUAACUGAACAUCAAGUCUUCGGAGCUUGAAAGAAGUUACUCACGAACGAGGCUUGUUUCCUGUUUUAUACACCUUAUAUCCAUAUAUACACAUACAACAUGGUUUCUACCAAUAGAAUGGCCGGUACUUCUGUAGAUCCAGAACAAGAAGAGAGAAUCUUCUUAGAAGAAGUUGCUGCUGUUAAGCAAUGGUGGGCAGAUGAGAGAUGGAGAUAUACCAAGAGAGCUUUUACUGCUGAGCAGAUUGUGGCAAAGAGGGGAAAUUUAAAGAUUGAAUACCCAAGUAAUGCACAAUCGAAAAAGCUUUGGAAGAUCUUGGAGGGAAGAUUCAAGAACAAAGAUGCUUCUUAUACAUAUGGUUGCUUGGAACCUACCAUGUUGACUCAAAUGGCAAAGUUUCUGGAUACAGUCUAUGUUUCUGGAUGGCAAUCAUCAUCCACUGCAUCUGCUUCCGAUGAACCUGGUCCAGAUCUCGCAGAUUAUCCAUAUACUACAGUACCCAACAAAGUAUCACAUCUCUUCAUGGCCCAACUCUUCCAUGACCGUAAACAACGUGAAGAACGAGUAAUGACUGCCUCGAAAGCCGAUCGAGCCAAGCUCCAAAACGUCGAUUAUCUUCGUCCCAUCAUCGCAGAUGCUGAUACUGGUCAUGGUGGUCUCACCGCCGUUAUGAAAUUAACAAAAUUGUUCAUAGAGAAGGGAGCUGCGGGUAUUCACAUUGAGGAUCAAGCUCCUGGUACCAAGAAAUGUGGACAUAUGGCUGGAAAGGUCCUCGUUCCUAUCAGUGAACAUAUCAAUCGUUUGGUUGCUAUCCGUGCUCAGGCUGAUAUUAUGGGCUCUGAUCUCCUCGCUAUUGCCCGUACAGACGCCGAAGCUGCUACUUUAAUUACCACAACCAUCGAUCCCCGAGAUCACGCUUACAUUCUCGGCUCCACAAACCCCAAUCUCCAACCCCUUAACGAUCUAAUGAUAGCUGGUGAGCGUGCCGGAAAAACUGGUGCAGAACUCCAAGCCAUUGAAGAUACAUGGACUGCUCAAGCCGAUCUCAAACUCUUCAAUGACGCCGUCAUCGCCACCAUAAAAGCCAACCCCAACACCAAAUCCGACGAUCUCGUUUCCCGCUUCCUCACCGAAGUCAAGGGCAAAAGCAAUUCUGAAGCUAGAGCCCUUGCCAAAACCAUCACCGGCAUCGACAUCCACUGGGAUUGGGACGCUCCUCGUACACGAGAAGGCUACUAUCGACUCCAAGGCGGAUGCGGGUGUGCCAUAAAUCGCGCUAUCGCGUAUGCCCCCUACGCCGACGCCAUCUGGAUGGAAUCCAAACUCCCAGACUACAAACAAGCCGAGGAAUUCGCGUCGGGCGUGCACGCCGUGUAUCCCGACCAGAAACUCGCAUACAAUCUCUCUCCGUCCUUUAAUUGGAAAUCGGCCAUGCCCAGAGCAGAACAGGAAACAUACAUUCAGCGACUUUCCAAACUAGGAUAUUGUUGGCAAUUCAUCACACUAGCCGGUUUACACACCACGGCGUUGAUUAGUCAUCGCUUUGCCGAGGCGUAUAGUAAACAGGGCAUGCGCGCCUAUGGGGAGUUGGUGCAAGAACCGGAAAUGGAUCUGGGUGUGGAUGUGGUGAAGCAUCAGAAAUGGUCCGGAGCGAAUUAUGCAGAUGAGUUGUUGAAGAUGGUGACUGGCGGAGUGAGUAGUACGAGCGCGAUGGGGAAGGGAGUCACGGAGGAUCAGUUUCAUUAGGGGAGGAGAGGAGAGGAGAGGAGAGAAGAAAAGAGGAGCAAAGUGAAGUGAAGUAGGCUUUCUUUUUCUUUUUAUGGAAUAGGAUAGGCUAGGAUUGUGAUUGAAUAGUCAUUUAUAUAGGUUUCAUAGGAUAGGAUAGGAUACGAUACGAUGGAUCAUUCGUUGUCGGAAAAUAAUGCAGAUUUGAUAACCUACCUAGGUAUAUUUGAUACAUUUGAUCCCCC